AUGGCUGAAGCUCUCUACUAUCUGCCAAAGGGCUCACGCAUCCUGGUGACAGGAGCCAAUGGGUUUGUGGGGAGUAAUGUUAUACACAACCUGCUGGAACUAGGGUUUCGGGUUCGCGGGACUGUCCGCGCCGCCAAACCAUGGCUCGACAAGAUGUUCCAGGACAAGUUCGGGGCUGACUCGUAUGAGUCGGUGAUUCUGACGAGCUUUGAGAAUGUGGAUAUUCUCGUCGAGGUACUGGACGGUGUAUCUGGCGUUGCCCACGUGGCGACGGAUACCAGUUUCAAGCCGAAUGUAGAGGAGGUUGUUGGUUGGGCAGUGAGAGCAAUUCACAAUCUGCUCGAAGCUGCAUCCAGGCACUCUGAUAUUAAACGGGUUGUCAUGACCUCUUCUGCAAUCGCGGCAUUGUUCCCGGUGUCGAACAAGGAGAUCACUGUUUCUGAGGAUUCCUGGAAUGACGAGGCAAUCACAACUGCCUGUGAUCCGAACACCCCCGAUCGCUUGAAGGGCUUCUUCGGCUACGCAGCCUCCAAAACAGCGGCCGAGAAAGCAGCGUGGAAAUGGAUGAAAGAGAACAACCCUGGCUUCCAAUUCAAUACCGUCCUACCGGACUUCACCCUGGGAAGAGUCCUGCACAAGGAGAUGGGCGGCUCAACCAUGGCCUGGGUCCGUGGCCUAGUCGAAGGAGACAGACUGAUCUUCGAAACAUUUGUUCCGCAAGAAUACUUCGUCGAUGUCGGCGACAUUGCCCGUCUCCACGCAGCGGCCCUCCUCGAUCCAAACACAGUCUCGCGGCGACUUUUCGGCUUCGCCGCUCCCGUGAACCUCACUGACAUUAUCUCCACCGUUCGCAAGCUGCGGCCCGAAAGUACUUCGAUACCCGAACCUCCUGUUGACGAGGGACGUGACCUGAGUGUAGUCCUUCCUGCCAAGGAAGCAGAAAGACUUCUGAAGGAAUUCUGUGGGCGGGAUGGGUGGACCUCUAUGGAGGAGAGCAUUGCCCAUGGGCUUGAGCGUUGCUAG
Molecule: messenger RNA, 1023 nt
Organism: Penicillium bovifimosum
Lineage: Eukaryota; Fungi; Ascomycota; Eurotiomycetes; Eurotiales; Aspergillaceae
Exons: 5
Coding region: 1-1023 (340 amino acids)
Molecular function (GO): oxidoreductase activity, acting on the CH-OH group of donors, NAD or NADP as acceptor
Source: RefSeq, a predicted model, not a curated record